This is a messenger RNA of Gigantopelta aegis, 3053 nucleotides long. RefSeq lists its product as uncharacterized. The coding region runs from base 1 to 1542 and encodes 513 amino acids. The record is from RefSeq and is a predicted model, not a curated record. The transcript has 5 exons. Lineage: Eukaryota; Metazoa; Mollusca; Gastropoda; Neomphalida; Peltospiridae.
AUGUCUGUGGGCAGACGACAGAGUGGGUGCUGUAUUGAUUUUGAGAUCAGCCUGUAUCAGACGAAAAUCGUCAACAAAAGCAGCGAGAUCGUCGAGGAACCAGCAUCUUGCCAUACGGUUUACUAUUCUGAAGCACACUGCCGUCACCCGACCCUUCAGAAGGGUGGAAACAUUAAAACAGACAUUAUGAAGAUUCUAAUGGUGCUGUUCGUAGCUCUGCUGCCUGUAGUAUUGUCAGCUCCAGUGGAACUAAAGAAGAGGUCCAAAGAAGUAAUAUUAUUCGGAAACCAUCAAAACAAGCCGCGAGGACCAUUUGCGACAAAGAAAAGUGACCCGUCAUUCGAUGCUAGCUCCAACCCCAGCCUGGUGGAUCAGACAGGGAACAUCCAUGUUGUAACACCUGAAGAAAACGAAUCGGCAAAACCGGAGAACGACGUGUCUGAAGUUAUCCUGCCAGAAGUGGGAGGACAGAACGUCGAGGUGAUCACAAGUAAAGACCAGACUCAGCCAGAACAGAGCCUGGACUCGGCUAAAGAUCUGGAGGAGGUGAACAACGAAAACGCGGACGAUCUGAAAACAUCCGACGUUGCAGUGGAAGAUGCUGCGAGUGAAACAGAAACAAACGCCAACUCUCCAGAAGAUGGUGCUGGCAUAGCGAUAGUGGGCACCGAGGCCGAUUCCAGUUCGAAGGAAGAUACGAGUUCAGCAGAUGAUCACGAGAAUGCAGCAGCAGCUACAGGUGAUGAUACGGAGGUUUUAGCUACACCCUACAAAGAUGAAUUAGAAGACUUUUACGAAUAUCUUCUUUCUUAUGAUAAUGCAAACCGAAAUUUGCCUUCCUCUUCCCAGCGCGAUGGGUCGUACUCCAAUUACUACCCUAGCCUGUAUUCGCUCAGACGUAAGCGAAGUUCACGAAGAUCCGCCAAACAGGAUUCUUCCCACAGGACCCUGAAGAGAGCCAGACGUAUCAAGCGAGACCUUCUGGACGACAAGGCGCUGUACCUGGAGCAGUACCCGGUCCAGGAAAGACUGCCCUCGGACGAGGAACUGUACGAGAUGUUCCACUCCACGGCACAGAACCUACAGGACCUGGCCGACCUGCUGGAUCUGUACACCGAAUACCAGGUCCCGGAGGCUGUCGCUCCGCCUUUCGUCGGCUACGAUCGUGACGAGUACGAAGCGUACCCUGCCAUCAAACAGUACGACGGGGAGAGCGAGCUGUACUCGCCCGGAGGUGAGAGCGAGCUGUACUCGCCCGGAGGUGAGAGCGAGCUGUACUCGCCCGGAGGUGAGAGCGAGGACGAGAUGUACACGCCCGUCAAGCGAGAGAUGCUCGGUGAUAUGCCUGGAUUCAAAAAGCGCUUCUUCUACCCAUCCUACGACGAGCCCGAGACUCAUUGGGGUCCGUUCGUGACGCAGCAGAAGAAACGAGCGGACGAAGGACGGGAGGAGAGUUACCAGAGACUCCUGCUGCUGGCACAGGCUUUGGCCGGAGACCAGCCUUCCAACUAUUACUAUGACGGUUAUUACAAGAAGAAGUAAAGUCCUUCAAGAUAGCAAUGGAAGCUUAUUCCCGUGUCAUCCAUGUUGUGAUUGUGCUUCGUGUGACGUCAACAACUAGGGUUCUCCAAGAUGAAAGGACAUCAAGACAAAAAAAACAAAAACAAAGGCCACCAAGAUAAAACUUUCAACUGUGGGAUUUUUACACAAUUAUGUGAUCUUUUGAUUUUUGCUGUUUGACGCUGUGUUGUGUACUACCAUGCUGUAAUAUUGUCGCGUUUUUGUGUUUUUUGAAUAAUACAUGAUGCGUAAGAGCGUAUGUACUUGAAUGAAUACUACUUAUUUCUAGUGUCACUAUUGAAAUAUCGUAAUUGUUAUUUUACUUUGUUACAUUCAGUAAUAAUGUACUUUAACAUUGAGUAACGUAUUGGAUAAAUUAAUCAAAUUGAUUGUUUGGACAUAUCAAUUUAGAAAUAGCGUUUUUGGACGUAUUUAUUUAAAUAACUAUUUUUCGGCAACUACUUUAUAUCGUACAGUCGGUUUUAAGUUUUGUAAUGGUCGUACAUGUGUAGUCAUAUUUUCAGUAUUUUAUUGAACACUUCCGUUUUUAUUGACAGAGAAGGAAAGAUGUUUAAGUUAGCAACCACAUACGACAUAUAAGAUGUAACCUGUAAGACGUUUGUGCUCGUCCAUCAUCGUUCAACACUUCUAAAGCAAACUUUUUGUAAUGCUAUUGGACUGCUGUUGAUAGGACUCGAAAGAACACAAAUGCUAUCUGUAUUCGUGUAUUUUUUGUUAGCAUUGGUGUUAACAAAUUAAAAUCACGGGAAACUAAUCACAUGAUAUGAAGAUAGUUAUGUGCAUAUAUUUAACAUAAACACCAGUAUUAUAUGCUGGAUUUAAACGUAAAUUAUAUUAAAUAUUUUGGUAUCACCUUCAUGUUUUACAAACGCUGUUUUGACAGUAGAAAUAAUCAUAUCAAAUAGGACCAAAAUAGAUACCACAGUUGGAAGUAAAGGGAGCGGGGGUGCUGAUGGGGUGGAUUCAUACACCAUCGUAUGGACUUGAGUUAUAUUUGUUCCGUUCUUGUUAUUUUAUUUGUGAUUAAACUGUGUAUGUUGUUUGAAAGCAAAAUAACCUGUUAAAACCAUUCCACAUGAUAAUUGCUGUUAUUCAAAUACAUAUUAGUUCAAAGCGACAGAUUAAAAAAUAAGACUAAACCAAUGUAACCAGUAAAACAGUAGAACCUAGUUUCCAUUAAGUAGACUACAAGACAGUGGUGGUUUUAAAUCAUACACCAUUGUUAAAAUUAUGUGACUACGAAGAAAUGAUUUUAGAUACCGCUUCAGUGUUCAGUGUAUGGCUAAUGGAUUUCUACAAUCACAAUUAUAACUGACAAUAAAUGAAUUAUCGUCAUCAUCGCACGCUUAGUAUUCGUGGCAAAUAACUGUUAUUGACAGUAACAUUUCAUUGAAGAAAGGGAAGUAAUUACCAAAGGUUGUGAUAAAAUAUUUGUCUGUUACUUAUGGUGUUUAAUAAAGAAAUCAAGUGUU